Molecule: messenger RNA, 755 nt
Organism: Acaulospora colombiana
Lineage: Eukaryota; Fungi; Glomeromycota; Glomeromycetes; Diversisporales; Acaulosporaceae
Source: the annotation of a GenBank genome assembly
ACGCGCUAAGACGCGUAGAGCGAGAGGUUAUUUUCAUUGAAGACUCGCCUUUGCGGCCGGCUGCUAUCAGAACGCCAAUCCUCAUUCAAAGCUCACCAGAACGUAGUCCAACACCGGCUCACUAUUCUAUUCAACCCGCCAAGGAGGUCAAGAAGCCAUUGCAUCCUUUCUUCGCUCCCAAACUAGUUGUUCCGAAAUCAUCAGCUAAAGCAGUGGAAUCGGACGCUUCUACGCCUACUCAGCCUACGGUAGUGCGCUAUGAGAAUGCUCCAUGGCCAUCUGCAGAAGACAUUCAUUGUGGUGCAACGCGACAUACUCAUGACUGUCCUCCCGCAGUAUUUUCCCCCAGGCAAGUCAAGAGACCCUCACUAUCAUUGGAGAGAUCGAAAUCUUCUCAGAAGAGUCGCACGAGAGGAACUGGAAUAGCCGACUUUGUUGAUCUCAGGGAGCAUGCCGAGUCUUCUAUGCUUUUGCCUUUGAUGGGUAAAGCUGAGGCGAUAGCGGGUAUCCCUAGAGAACACAGAGAUCAUCCGGGUUUGGAACGCCUACUAGACCAGGAAUACUCCAAUUGCCAGCACAAUCGUCUAUGGAAUGACAAGUAUGCACCAAAGCGAGCCGUAGAAGUACUAGAGAAUACAGAGAAAGCUGUAUACCUCCGGUCAUGGCUGAAGGAACUCGAACUACAGUUCUCUGACCCAGUGUCUUCCCAAGCCUCAAGAGGAGUGAAACGACCACGACCGGCCAUUCAGAGAGAU